UAACCGGUCUAGAUUACAAACGUACUUGAACGAAAUAUUAUUUUAAAUAUCGAGGUGUUAUUGGCGUAUAUGAUUUCCGUUGUCAUGAUUUACGACAUAUAAAUGUGCUAUAUUAUCAAGCUUUAUUACUCGAGUAUUUUAUAAUUUCUUUGAUGAUAGCGAAAUUUGCAGUGCGCGUAGUAUCGGUGUGCGUAAUACCCAAACCUUUUUCCAUGGCUCUACGGGGAGUAACAGUAAAUGGUGUACACAACCCAUGCAAAUCUCAAUGCAGUCCCGUGCAGUGCUGGAAAUGGGAUAUCAGCCCUAUCAUAUACCACACCAAGUCAGUCAACCAUGCUGUUAUGGUGCUCAACACCCCCAUCACACAGAGCCAGAGUUUCUUCACACAGCUAUGGAACAAUGCAAAUCUAAGAAUAACAGUGGAUGGUGGGACCAAUAAAUGGGAGACAUUCAUAAAUAAUUGUCCCGAAGAAAUACAAAAAGACAUCAAACUACCAGACCUUGUCACUGGGGACUUUGAUUCCAUUUCUCAAGAUACCUUAGAAAAAUACAGAAAGAAAGGUUGUAAGGUGACACACACGCCAGACCAAAAUCACACAGACUUCACAAAGGCCUUGAUGGAAUUAUCUACGCACUGCCGAGAAACCAACACAGAUGUGGACCACGUGAUAGCAAUAGCUCAAUCAUCCCGGCGGAUGGACCAAAUAUUCGGCAACGUACAAACGCUAUUCCUGGCAAAAGAGCACCAGCUCCUCAGUCCCGCAACCAGAUUGUACCUGAUUUCCGACGACGCGGUGUCUUGGCUACUCUCCCCGGGUGACCACGUGAUAGUUGUGCCGGAGGAAUCGAGGAAACAUAAGAGAGCUUGGUGCUCGUUAGUCCCUGUUGGAGAGCCGUCUGUGGUCACUUCUACUGGACUGAAAUGGAAUUUGAAUAAUGGAACCUUAGCGUUCGGGAAAUUAGUCAGUUCUUCUAACACGUUCACAGAAUCGGAGACAGUGACGGUCAAAUGCAGCCACCCGCUGCUCUGGUCCAUGAAAGUGCCUAGUCUACUAAUCGGUCAAGCAAAUCUUGGUACUGAAACAAGGCGCGGAAUUCAAAUUUGCUAUGGUAUGAUAAACAUUUUCAAUAUUUUUUUAAUCAUUCCGCGAACGUUAAGGUUUAGGAAGGAGCGUGUUUUAUGAGAACAAAUUGGUCGGUGACCCCUACAUUUUUCAAAUUUGCUGCCUUUUUUAGUGACAAGAUUUGCUUUUAAUAAUUUUCAAACAUAGGCAUUGUCUCUGGUUUCCAAUCCCCGCGCAUAUCAGCAUGUGUGCGGAAAACUCGUGUGAUGCGCGAGAGGCUGCGCCGUCAGUGCUGCCACCCGCACGGCACGAUCACGAGAUAGAUCGAUUUCCUUAUCGGAGAAAACUGCGCUACUGUUUGCAGUCGAGGACCGUU
Messenger RNA from Leguminivora glycinivorella, 1440 nucleotides. RefSeq names its product thiamin pyrophosphokinase 1. The coding region runs from base 153 to 1184 and encodes 343 amino acids. Gene Ontology annotation, molecular function: ATP binding; thiamine binding; thiamine diphosphokinase activity. The record is from RefSeq and is a predicted model, not a curated record. NCBI's taxonomy places the organism in Eukaryota, Metazoa, Arthropoda, Insecta, Lepidoptera, Tortricidae. Gene Ontology annotation, biological process: thiamine metabolic process; thiamine diphosphate biosynthetic process. The transcript has 7 exons.